Anoplophora glabripennis (Asian longhorned beetle) is the source of this 1853-nucleotide messenger RNA. Its product is annotated as protein giant-lens. Bases 245 to 1036 code for a protein of 263 amino acids. The transcript is spliced from 4 exons. NCBI's taxonomy places the organism in Eukaryota, Metazoa, Arthropoda, Insecta, Coleoptera, Cerambycidae. The record is from RefSeq and is a predicted model, not a curated record.
UGUCUACCUACAUACCCAAAUCUGCCUUCAUUCAUGCCUUGGAUCGGGCAUAGUAGUACGCUCUCUGAAAUGAUCAAAGUAGCAGUGAGAACAGUCGUUGAUCGUAGAGUUACGCAAUUAUUUUCAACGAAAAUUCCACUAGAGUGAGUGUUUUGAUAUUUUAGCGGUUAAUUUGUAAAAAUUUUAAAUCUCCCGGCAGAUAUGAGUUUUUGAUAUUUCCAACCCGGUUUUAUUUCGGAAGACGAUGUAUCUCGACAGUAUCAGAAUUCUAGUUCUUGUCAUUUCUUGUGUUCAAAGUACCAGAUUGCCUUUGGAGGUAUUCCAACGACAUCCGACAGAGCACCAUCACCACCACAGGUUAAAUAACCACAAUUUAGGAGGCACCUUCCACAGGAAGAAGAUCCCAGAAUACACCACCUUAAAGAUCCUGUACCAAGUCGGGGAAUCAGAGCAGGACUUGCCCCUGUGCAACGCGAGGUCGAUAUGCAAUAAAGUGGACUUAUACGACAACCCUUGGGUGGAAAGGCAAUGUAGAUGUGCCGAAGGGAAAACCUGCCCCUUAGGUAUCCAGACUGAUGACGGGUACACCUUCGUGGAAAAAACGAGGCAGUAUAAGCUAUGCGAGCCUAUCAAGAAAAUACCGAAAUGCAGGUAUUUCCGGGAUAUGACGUGGUCUAUAACGUUAUUUCCAAAUAACGUGACAGAUCAAGUGGUCCAUUGCCAUUGCCCGAAGAACUCUCUGACGUAUUUAAAUAAAAGAAAUGUCCUACACUUGCCUAACGAGGAGCUAGCGUUUCAGUAUUUAUUUUCCUGCUCGCCGCAAACGAGGCUCCGGUGCCAAAGAAAGGAACCCUGCAGAUUGUUUACCGUCCGAAAACGCCAAGAGUUUUUGGACGAAGUGAACGUAAACACGCUGUGUCAAUGCCCCCACGCGCACAGAUGUCCGCACCACCACACGGACUACGGAGUAAUCUCCGGCAAAAGCUACACGGAAGAGGCCAUCAAGACUUACAGUGGCUACUGCUUGCCCUCUUAAGACGUCGUCUUGGUAGAUGUCGCCCCUUUUUCUUUGUAUAUAUCUUGCCCGCUUGCUUUGCCUGGAUGCAACUCUGUGGUUGCGAUCGAGAGAUUUCGAAAGGUUAUCGAAUAUUCCGAAAAUAAUUGGUGUCUCUCAUCUCAUUCAGCAAACCAAACACGGAGCGAUUUGAUAUCGAGCCAUAUUUAUUUUGUUAUGUAUUUCCUCGCAACAACAGGUAUUCACCCAGUCAACGUGACUAUAAUGACCAUAUAUUCUAUAAAUUAAUUUAUAUUGUUUGGUUUAUCGAGUUCUGUAUAACUAAAUACAAUCAGUGACAGAAUAAAAUUCAUAACCAAACUGGAGUCGGACUCUCUUUUUAAUUUUGUCGUAUUUUCCAUUUUUUUGUCAAGAAAUUAAUUUUGUUUCGAUUUUGAUCAAGAAAAUCUUUAAUUCCAAAUAUUUUUUGUCGCAUAGAGUUUAAAUGAAGCAACUUAUUUAAAAAUUAAUCUCAAUGGACUGUAAAACGGAUUAUUUAUUUCCUUAGUACAAUAAUGAAGUUUCUUUGCUCAAUUUUGUGACGAACUUAAGGCUUUAAUUUAUUAAUUUUAUAUACCUGUGGAGGUUUUUAAGUGGUAGGUAUUUAUAACAUUGUAUCGUUUCCAUUUCUUUAAAUUACGUAUAACUUACGUUAUCACAAGGCCUAAUCGCAAAAACACACUGUAUCACAUCCGGGUAUAAUCGCAUAUAUUUUCUUAAGAGGGCUUUAUAGAAAAUAGGCAACCAGCAAUACAUUUUUAUACAUUUUAUUACACAGCUUCACGUGUCAAGUUUUCAG